Molecule: messenger RNA, 2383 nt
Organism: Ictalurus furcatus (blue catfish)
Lineage: Eukaryota; Metazoa; Chordata; Actinopteri; Siluriformes; Ictaluridae
Product: zinc finger and BTB domain-containing protein 17
Exons: 2
Coding region: 266-1744 (492 amino acids)
Source: RefSeq, a predicted model, not a curated record
AGCUUGCUGCGCAUGGAGCAUGGGGAACAUGACAAGAGCAAAAGGUGUUGACGCGGUGUCUGAAUUCCCCAGAUCUCAAUCCUGGGGUGUGCUGAUCGACGGAGGCCCCACUUCCAUCGCAACUUAGAGGACUUAAUGGAUCUGCUGCUAUCGUCUUGGUGCCAGAUCCCACAGCACACCUUCAGAGGCCUUGUGGAGUCUCGACGGGUCGGAGCUGUUUUGGUGGAACAAGGAGAGGCGGACCUACACAAUAUUAGCUCCCCUGAUGGCCAGUGACGAUUCGGAUAAUGACGUCUCUCUGACUCCACCCUCUCUAGGAAAGACGACGGAGCAGCACGGUUCACCGAAAACAUUGUCCUUAAACGAACUCGGUCAGGAUGCCGACGAUGCAUCAGACGGAAAGGACUCACCGACAGAGCAGAAAGACGGUCAGAGUAGGACGUACAGCUAUAUGAGCCCAAUCAGCAGUGAUGUAGACGACGUUCCAGAAAAGCCUGAAGGAGGAGAUCGCACUAAACCGGCCAGGAGUCGGUCGAGGAAGAGUUCACACCAAGAAAAGCCUCGAAGGAGAGGAAGCGUCAGAAAGACACCGGGACGUAGCGAUAUCGCCACAGUUAAAAGCGAGUCUGAGCUGGAAGAGCACGUUACGGAAGCGUCACAAAGGAUGAGACGUCGGGCGAAGACGCCACGGAAGGGCUCAGACCAGGAAUCCAGAAAUGGGGUCACAAAGAAAGCGCCCACGUCCGGUGGCGCGUCAGAGGACGAAGCCGCUAAAGACUCUGCAGAGCGUCAAACCAAAAACAGUAGAAGUGAGCGCAGGCGUUCAGAUCCUGCGUCCUUCGACAACGACGAGGACGUGAAAGAGAAGCCAAAAAAGCGGCGUGUCAAAGUGACUCCGAAGCGGAAAGCUCAAGCUUUAAUAAAUUUACUCGGGGAGUCCGAUCAGCCGGAGCAACCUCCUGAGGGAUCACGCAAGCCACGAGUUAAGGAAAAAGAGGGAGCGAGCCCUCGUAAAGCCGUUCCCAUCGAGUGCGAAAUAUGCGGUCGGAGCAUCCGGUGCAAAGCCAUAUUGGAGAGGCACAUGCUCUCACACACAGGAGAGAAGCCAUUUGGAUGUGACGAGUGCGGCAAGCACUACACCAGCAGCUCCAACCUGCGCAUCCACCAGCUCAGCCAUAGCGGCAAGAUGGACUACGUUUGCAACGAGUGCGGCCAGAAGUUCACUCACCUGCCGUAUCUGAAAAGACACCUGUUGAGGCACGCGGGGAAGAAGAUGCACAUUUGUGAACACUGUGGCAAAGGCUUCAUCCAGAAAUACCACCUCCUGCGCCACCUCUUGGUACACACCAAGCAAACGCCGCAUAUCUGUGACAGGUGUGGUAUGAGCUUCAACCGGACAGACAACCUGAGACUACACCUGCACAGCGUCCACCAGAUCGAAAGGGACUUACCCGAGGCCAAGCCGGAAAAACUUUACACGUGCGAGACGUGCAAUAAAUCGUUCGUCAGCCAGGCUUCGCUGGAAAUACACAAACGCAUACACACGGGGGCCAUGCCGUAUUCGUGCACCGUAUGCUCGCGCCAGUUCAAACAGUCGAGUCACCUGUAUUCACACAUGUUCACACACGCCAGUGAGAAGCCACAUGCGUGUAACCUCUGUGAGCUGAAGUUCACUCGCAGAACCUACCUGCGAAAGCACAAAGAAAGGGUGCACGUCGGAGCCGGAGAGCUACAAAGUUCUUGACUGGUUCUACAGCGUGGAAUAAUUUGAGAAUACUCAAAAACAUUUUCCCAUUUUAUUUUAUUUGUAUUUUUAUUAAGUUUUAAGUUUUAGUGAAAUCACAUACAGAGACACAUCUAGGGACAGGAAAAAAAACAGUCCGAGCUGAAUAUUUUUUUAAAAAUCUUUAAAAACAAAAACAACAACAUUCGUUCUAGUGUAGUGGAAAAGCAGUUAUGUUGUUCAUAGGAAUCUGUGAAAGUCGGAAAAAUACAAAUAAUUUGUUUUGCUUCCUCACAUUCAGUCCUUCCGCUUACAAAGUACCCAGGUUUCAUCAAAGUUUUAAUUAUGACAUAUCUGUACCAGAACAGCUUUGUAGUAACUUGAAUUCACGCACUUAGUCCCUUUUUAUUUAUUUAUUUUGGUCUCUAUUUUAUUUAUUAGAGUAAUGUAUACAGUACAACCCUGAAACCCAGCACAAGCUCAGUUAGCAGACUUUGUUUUGUCCUGUAGGGGGCAGCAUAUCAUCACACACCACAGCACAGUUACCUUAUUAUACACUGCUUUGCCCCUUGCUACUUUUACUGCACUCUUUAUGUUUUAAGACCUCUUAGUGGUCCCUUUUAAGUCCUAGACAAGAAUUAAACAUUGCCUUAAAAUGUC